Messenger RNA from Sus scrofa (pig), 5325 nucleotides. NCBI's taxonomy places the organism in Eukaryota, Metazoa, Chordata, Mammalia, Artiodactyla, Suidae. The record is from RefSeq and is a predicted model, not a curated record.
GUGACUGAGGGAGGCACGCGAGCAGAAGGGUCACAUCCGUCUACAACGCUGCCCUUUUCCCUCUUGAACCCGGUAGCAAACCACCGGAUUUGUCUGGGGGGGCGGUCUCAGGUAGGAGGCCUGAGAUAGGACCUGUUCCUUGGAGAGGCAGAUGGUUCUCAGUUGUUCCUCCGGAUGCUGGGGGCGUCAUGUCAAGGAGACGCGUGGGGGCCUCCAGCCUGCUCCGCGCCAUGGAUCCGCUGGGAUGAGGAGCUACGCCCCCGGGCCCGGAAGCGCGGCGAGAUGUUCAGAGCGGGGGACCCCGGGGAGCGGCCGCUGCUCGGGCCGCCGGCCCCUCGCGUGCGGAGCGUGGAGGUGGCCCGAGGGCGGGCGGGCUACGGCUUCACGCUCUCGGGCCAGGCGCCUUGUGUGCUCAGCUGCGUCAUGAGAGGGAGCCCCGCGGACUUCGUGGGCCUCCGUGCCGGGGAUCAGAUACUGGCCGUCAACGAAAUCAACGUGAAGAAGGCGUCGCACGAGGACGUGGUGAAGCUGAUCGGCAAGUGCUCCGGGGUCCUGCACAUGGUGGUCGGCGAGGGCCUCGGCCACGGGGACUCGUGCUCCAGCGACGAGGAGGUGGGCUUCUACGAAGGAAAGGGCCGGCUGAAGCCCAAGCUCGAUUCCAAGGCCCUGGGGAUAAACAGGGCGGAGCGAGUGGUCGAGGAGAUGCAGUCCGGGGGCAUUUUCAACAUGAUCUUUGAGACCCCGGGGCUGCGCGCGAGCAGCUCGGAGCCCGCGCCCUUGAAACAAAGGUCCCUUUCAGAGUCGGCCGCUGGGCGGCUGGACCUUGGCCACGAAAGCGGGAAGGACCCGGGUCUCAAGCCGCUUUCCAGGGAGGAGCUGGCGAAAGGGGGGAACGAUGACCCUGUGUUCCGGGUUGGGCUGGAGCAGCACGAAGACCUUGGGCUGGACGCCAGCAUUUUGAACGUCGCCAUGGUCGUGGGCUACCUGGGCUCCAUCGAGCUGCCGUCCACCGGCGGCAGCCUGGAGUCGGACAGCGUGCAGGCCAUCCGGGGCUGCCUGCGGCGCCUGCGGGCCGAGCAGAAGAUCCACUCCCUGGUGACCAUGAAGGUCAUGCACGACUGCGUGCAGCUCUGCACGGACAAGGCCGCCGUCCUGGCGCGCUACCCGGCCGAGCGGCUGGCCUUCAGUGCCGUGUGCCCGGACGACAGGAGGUUUUUUGGGCUCGUGACCAUGCAGGCGAGUGACCCGGGGAGCCUGGCGCAGGAGGAGGAGGGCGUCCUGCGGACGUCCUGCCACGUGUUCAUGGUGGACCCGGACCUGUUCAGCCACAAGAUCCACCAGGGCAUCGCCCGGCGCUUUGGGUUUGAGUGCACGGCCGACCCGGACACCAACGGCUGCCUGGAGUUCCCCGCGUCCUCGCUCCCCGUCCUCCAGUUCAUCUCCGUGCUCUACAGGGACAUGGGUGAGCUGAUCGAGGGCGUGCGGGCCCGGGCCUUUGUGGACGGGGACGCGGACGCCCACCAGAACACCAGCACCAGCAGCAACAGCGACAGCGGCAUCGGGAACUUCGCCCCCGAGGACAGGAGCAGCCGCGUGCUCGUGGUGGACCUGGGCGCCGGCUCGAGCAGGCACGGCCCGGGCAGCGGCGCCUGGGAGGGGGCGGGCGGGCGGGGCUGCCCACCCUGGGCUGCGCCCUGGAACGGGGCUUUCUGCCAUGACCCGGAGGCGGCCCCGGGUGAGGCCGCUCCGCAGGCUGACAGGGGCUGGGACCUCGGGAAGCACCUGGGGCCCGCGUCGCACGUGGAGGGCCCCCCGGCCUCCUUGCGCUGUUCGGUGCCCCCCUCCAAGAGGGGCGCUGCAGGCUCUGGCGGGGGUUUCGGCCAGCGGUGGCUCCCGGUCCACGUCCUGCAGGAGUGGCAGUGCGGGCACGCCAGCGACCAGGAGUCCUACACAGACUCCACCGACGGCUGGUCCAGCAUCAACUGCGGCACGCUGCCCCCGCCCAUGAGCAAGAUCCCCGCCGACCGCUACAGGCUGGAGGCCAGCCCGGCGCAGCCCGCGCCCAGCGCGCAGAGGAGGGACUGGGCCAGGAAGGCUCUCGGGAUGCAGAACAUCUUUGGUCCCCAUCGAAAUGUCAGAAAGACUAAGGAGGACAAAAAGGGCUCAAAGUUCGGGCGGGGCUUUGCCCUCGCCCCGCCGUCCCAGCGCGCCCCGGCUCGGAGAUCCUUUGGGAGGUCCAGGAGGCUGAGUGUCACCCGCUCCCUCGAUGACCUUGAGUCUGCAACUGUGUCUGAUGGUGAGCUGAACGGCCCCGACCUGAAGGACUGCGUGAGCAACCACAGCCUGAGCAGCAAUGCCAGCCUCCCCAGCGUGCAGAGCUGCCGGCGCUUGCGCGAGCGGAGGGUGGCCAGCUGGGCCGUGUCCUUCGAGCGCCUUCUGCAGGAUCCGCUCGGCAUUCGAUACUUCUCCGACUUUCUGCGGAAGGAGUUCAGUGAAGAAAACAUCUUAUUCUGGCAGGCCUGCGAAUGUUUUAAUCAUGUUCCCGCACACGACAAAAAAGAGCUCUCCUGCAGGGCCCGCGAGAUCUUCAGUAAGUUCCUGAGCAGCAAAGCCACCACUCCGGUCAACAUCGACAGCCAGGCCCAGCUGGCCGACGACAUCCUCAGCGCCCCCCACCCCGACAUGUUCAAGGAGCAGCAGCUCCAGAUCUUCAACCUGAUGAAGUUUGACAGCUACGCCCGCUUCCUCAAGUCCCAGCUGUACCAAGAGUGCAUCCUGGCGGAGGUGGAGGGCCGCGCGCUGCCCGACGCGCAGCACGUGCCCAGCAGCCCCACCUCCAAGCACAGCGGCGGCUCGGACCACUCCAACGUGUCCACGCCCAAAAAGCUGAGUGGAAAAUCGAAAUCGGGCCGCUCGCUGAACGAGGAGCUGGGGGACGAGGACAGCGAGAGGAAACGGAAAGGCGCGUUUUUCUCUUGGUCAAGGACCCGGAGCACCGGGCGGUCCCAGAAGAAGAAGGACCACGGCGACCGUCCAAACGACCCCCUGCACGCCAACGGAGGCCUGGGCCGCCGGGAGUCGCAGGGCUCCGUGUCCUCUGCCGGGAGCCUGGACCUGCCAGAGGCCUGCAGGACCCUGGCGCCCGAGAGGGACAAGGCCGCCAAGCACUGCAGCAUCCAGCUUCCCGACGGGACGUCCUGCGUGGUGCCCGUCAGGGCAGGGCUGUCCAUCAAGGAAGUCCUGGCCGGACUCUGCGAGCGACAUGGCAUCAGUGGGGCUGCUGUGGACCUCUUCCUGGUGGGCGGGGACAAGCCGCUGGUGCUGCAUCAGGACAGCAGCAUCUUGGAGUCUAGGGACCUGCGCCUAGAAAAACGCACUUUAUUUCGGCUGGAUUUGGUGCCGAUUAACCGGUCUGUGGGCCUCAAGGCCAAGCCCAGCAAGCCCAUCACCGAGGUGCUGCGGCCCGUGGCGGCCAAGUACGGCCUGCGGCUGAGCGAGCUGGUGGUCAGGCUGAGUGGAGAGAAGGAGCCCCUGGACCUCGGAGCCCCCAUCUCAAGUCUGGACGGACAGCGGGUCAUUCUGGAGGAGAAGGACCCCUCCCGAGGGAAAGCGUCCACAGACAAACAGAAAAGCACACCAGCCAGACAGACGGCGGCUGCAAACGCCGGUUCCAGAAAUCACUCGGCGACGGGAGAGGAAAGAACACUAGGCAAGUCUAAUUCUAUUAAAAUUCAAGGAGAAAAUGGAAGGAAUGCUAGGGAGCCCCGGCUUUCAAAGAGAGAAGAAGCUAUUGCAAAGAUUGGGAAAAAAAAAUAUCAGAAAAUUAAUUUGGACGAAGCAGAGGAGUUUUUUGAGCUCAUUUCCAAAGCUCAGAGCAACCGAGCAGACGACCAGCGCGGGCUGCUGAGGAAGGAGGACCUGGUGCUGCCCGAGUUUCUGCGUCUGCCCCCCAGCCCCCCGGAGCCCCCCUGUCCCCCCCGGCGCCGCCAAGGCCUUCGGCACCAGACCCUCGACAGCCCACGGCAAGGAGUGGGUGCCCCGGGCCCGAGAGAGUCCGGCCACCAGCCCCGGCUCGGCCGACAGCCCGCCCCUCUGCGCCUCCGGGACCCCCAGCCCCCCGGCGAGGACGCGGAGGCCGGGGGCGUCCAGACCGUGGAGGGCGAGCACCUGGCCGACCUGACGCUCACGGGGGAGGGGGACCUCAGCAGCCCCAACAGCACGUUCCUGCCGCCACCCCCCACCCCGCGGGACUCGGCUGGACCCCCGAGACCAGGUACCUCCAGCGAGGCGUCUCCCAGCACGUUGCUCAUGGCCGUUGGUGCCCGCCUGCCCUCACCCCCGGCCCGUAGGAAUCCGGGUUUUCCCAGCGCCCUGCGGGCUCCUCCUGACCAGUGGCCAGGCGGGUUCCAGGGCCACCGCCAGCCCCCAGCCCCCCAGGGAGCGGGCGGGUGGACCCGACGCCAGACUGUUCUCGCGGUGCAGCGGGCAGGGCUCUCCCAGAGCUGCUCUGAGCUGUUCCCUAGCCUGGCGGCCUCGGCGGGAGACGGGGUAUGCGAUGCGGCCGGGCCCUUGGGCUCCCCAGCCAGGGCCCUGCAGCCGGAGGGGGCGGUGCUGCCAGCAGUGUGCCCCCACAUGGGGGAGGCCACCCUUAGAGCCGUGCUGUUCCCCCUGCCGGCUCUCAGUCCCCACAAAGAGGCCCAGCAACACCCUGCGUGGCCGAGGCAUGAGGCCAACUGCGUGGCCGUGCUGGGGGCGCUGGAAGUGGGGCGGAGCUGUGCCCUCAGAGGAGCGGGGCAGCGAGGUCCGUGUGUGGAGCCCGGGGGCCCUGCUCUGAGGCCGGGGCGCUGGGUGCCCCCCUCGCCCGGCGGGGGCCGCGGGGCUCACCCCACUUACCGCGUCCCCGGCGGCCCGGCGGAGGGACAGCCGGAGGGGCCCAGCCCUGAGCCAGGGCGGGGUGGCCGGGCCGUGGGGGCAGGGCUCCCUGCCUGCCGGGCAUGCGCUGCUGGCUUGCUUAACCAGAGGCUCAAGGUGGGCACCCUGCAGACAGCCCUGCUGCCAGCCCACCCUGCUGGCGCGCCUGCAUCAGGCCAGGGUCCCAAGGUCAGAGGAGGGGGGGCCCGAGGCCCCCCGGUCAACACGACCGUGGAUGUGGACCAGGCCGCGGGCUCCGCGCAUCGGCCGGGCAGCAGCGCCCUAGGGGUGCGAGCAGGCCCCCGGAGGCCACGGGCCAGCGGGGCCCCAACGUCAGACCACCCUGGCCUGAGCUCCCCGCCAGGCGGGCCCACCAGGCCCCAGGCCAGCCCACACCACGCGACCUUCGUCUGA